AAUGUUUCUAUUAUCCGCUGUUCUAUUGGACAGAAGGCUCGAGCACGUGGGACAAUAAACAAAAUGGCUGACGAAGGAACUGUUCAAUCUAAAAAGAGAGCAAAGAAACGAUCUAGUUCUGAUCUAGCCAACAAAARCAAUAACGACUCCAAGGCCAAAAAAGUCAAAUCAGAAGCGACGGACAGUAAAAAGUUCCAAAAGAAAAGUGCUGGAAAAAAGACGCCUUUUCCAAAGAAAAAGACUUUUGGAAGUCAAAAUGCAAAGAAGAAAGGCAAAACAGCUGAUAAGAAGCCUAGCAACACAACAGAAGAUGAAGACAAACCUAAUAUUUGGCAAAUGAAGAAAAAGGAAAGAAAAGAAUAUAGAAAAAAACAUGAUGAACACUAUGAUUUAAUUCACUCCAUUAAAAAACACUACGAAUCRCUGCGAAGGAAGGAUAUCCCUGAUGCUGAGAAAGUAAAAACAAUAGAUGAAAUAUUGAAAUUGAUUGCUGGCCAUACACAUGAGGUUAUUUUCAAGCAUGAYACRGGAAGAGUGAUGCAAUGCUGUGUGAAAUAUGGAAACAASAAGCAAAAGACAWCACUAUUCAACCAAUUUAAAGAUGAAUUUGAAGCCAUGUCAAAGAGUAUAUAUUCUAAAUUUUUUGUUAAAAAGAUGUUGAAAUAUGGGUCUAAAGAGCAACGUCGUUUCAUUAUCCAGUGCUUCAAUGGAAAAGUUAAAAAGCUGAUCAGGCAUAAGGAAGCCUCUGAAAUUCUGGAGCUUGUUUAUACAGAUUAUGCAGUAGCUGCSGAAAAAACAUCUCUGAUACAAGAAUUCUAUGGACCUGAGUUUGCUCUUUUCAAGUCUCUGGACAAAAGAAGUCUUGAACAAAUUCUGACAGAUGAACCGUUAAAGAAGCCAGACAUUGUGAGACAUUUGAAGGAAGCUCUUGUCCCCUUAAUUGACAGAUGGAAUUUAUUGUUGCUAACAAAACGUUUGAUUUUAAAGGAAAUUAUUGCUAAUUUAAAAGAGCUUGCACAAGAUACRUACGGUCGUAAGGUGCUGCUCUACCUGCUGAUGCCCAGAGCUGCUGCGCACUUCCAUCCUGACAUUGUUAAAUUGUUAGAGAAAGGGGAUGAUAACCCAAAUAGUAAAAAAGAUCCAGAACAAAGAAGAAAAGAACUGCUAGAUGGCAUAUCACCAAGUCUUUUGGAACUAGUCAAGGAUCACGGUGAAGAGUUGAUGAUGGACAAAGGCAGCUGUCAGCUUGUCAUUGCAAUACUGUCAAAGUGUACUGGAGAUAAGACCGCAGCCAUGACAGCCAUAGCCGAGGCUGCAAACAAACACUUUGAUCCUUCAAAAGAUGAUGAGGACCACCUAGUCAAGAGUGCUAGUGGACACUUUGCAUUGAAACGACUCAUCGUACAAGACAAAGAGCGAGCAGAAUCAACGCACGAUGAAGGAACGACAUACUUCUCCAGAAUUCUGUUAGAUACRRUCAGUCCGRSUGCAUUAUUGGAAUGGUGCAAAAUUAACCGUGGAGCGUUYGUGGUCACGAGUUUGUUAGAAAGUUCAGUCUCUGGAGUCGCUGAGGAAAUCAAGAAGAUAGUCCAACCAAAAUUGAAAAAGCUUGAAAAACAUCCAAGUAAAGGACUCGAAAUAAUCGCUAAAAUUAUCAAUAAAUGAAUUCAUCUUUGCGAGAAGAAUAGUGUAAACAAUUCAUGAAAAAUAGAAUUUACUAUCUUUA
Exaiptasia diaphana is the source of this 1726-nucleotide messenger RNA. RefSeq names its product pumilio homolog 3. The coding region runs from base 64 to 1665 and encodes 533 amino acids. Gene Ontology annotation, cellular component: nucleolus. The transcript has 15 exons. NCBI's taxonomy places the organism in Eukaryota, Metazoa, Cnidaria, Anthozoa, Actiniaria, Aiptasiidae. The record is from RefSeq and is a predicted model, not a curated record. Gene Ontology annotation, molecular function: mRNA binding. Gene Ontology annotation, biological process: regulation of translation.